Messenger RNA from Caenorhabditis elegans, 981 nucleotides. RefSeq names its product Serpentine Receptor, class Z (gene srz-18). The record is from RefSeq and is marked reviewed. The transcript has 5 exons. Lineage: Eukaryota; Metazoa; Nematoda; Chromadorea; Rhabditida; Rhabditidae. Bases 1 to 981 code for a protein of 326 amino acids.
AUGAAGCCAUUAAACAAGCAUCAUUCCCAAAUUCCAUACGAUAUAGUUUCUUUUGGGUUUCAAACUAUAUUGAUAGUUCUCGCUGGUCUUCAAAUUGUCGUAUAUCAAUUCUAUUCGUAUGUAUUUAAAAUUAAUCAGCGACGAGAUAAAGAAACUCUCCUGUUUCCAAUUACUAAUUGUUUUUAUAAAAUUAUCAAGGCGUUGACCCGAUCAUUAAUUUGCUUUAUUGUCUUCUUAACUGUUUUUAACCACACCACUUCUAAAUAUUAUUUUAUUCAACUUCCUGUCUUAUUGAUAACUUGGUUGAGCUUCUCGGUUUUAACUAUUUUCACUCAAGUGUGCAACUUUUUUGUGUCCCUAGUUGCGAUAUAUAAGUUUUGCCUCUACUACUUCCCAUCUACUGAACCUCGAGUUUCGAAAUUUGUGAAGGAUACGAAUAAAAUAAUAUUGCUAUCAACUGUGCUAUUUGUGAUUAAAGAAAUAUCCUAUCCGAUAGUUUAUUUUCUCCAGGUUCCUGACAUUAUUACUAAGUCUCAAAUGCAAUAUUUGUUUGCGAUUACCAUAUUUAUCCCGAUUGGGUUCUUGAUUUCAACAUCACUUUUGUAUAUUCCUAUAAUGAUAAGCGUGAGGAAAAGUUCACAUCUUCCGUCUGCACAACAGUGCUCUCCUGAGAAGUAUAUUUUGGCGCAAACCUUAAUAGUACUGAUUCUGAAGCUGGUUUACUUCGAAGUUCUUUUUGAAUAUUUUCUAAACCCAAACUUUUCAAUCUUUCGAAUCACUGGCUCACCACAAUCGAUCGACAUGGUUUCCACUCCUCUAAUUAUACAAAUGUCGUAUUUAUUCAGUAACAAGAGAAAUGUGAAUGCCCUCUUUUCUUCUUUUAAACUUAACAAGUUUAUGAAAAUAAUGUUUAACGGGCAAACGAAUUCAGUAGCUCCAAAUCUGGUAGUUUAUUCAAUUACAGAAGCGCCACAGAAUUAA